Betta splendens (Siamese fighting fish) is the source of this 2143-nucleotide messenger RNA. Its product is annotated as free fatty acid receptor 3. Bases 842 to 1798 code for a protein of 318 amino acids. Gene Ontology annotation, biological process: positive regulation of cytosolic calcium ion concentration; positive regulation of insulin secretion; response to fatty acid. Lineage: Eukaryota; Metazoa; Chordata; Actinopteri; Anabantiformes; Osphronemidae. Gene Ontology annotation, molecular function: bioactive lipid receptor activity. Gene Ontology annotation, cellular component: plasma membrane. The transcript has a single exon. The record is from RefSeq and is a predicted model, not a curated record.
AGCCUCGUAACUCUCACCUGCCCUUUACGUCUGCAAAUGGACGCUGGGUGUUUGUCUGUCGAGGACCCAGACGAGCCGGGUUUGUUUUAGGACAGCGCUUGGUCCGGAGCGGAACGGGUUCGAGGAUGUUGAGUCACAUCCGUGCUUCCUGUCUAACGAUGCCUCGCGCUUCCUGUGCGCUUUGGCCCAAUUGUUGACUAAUAACGAUGCAGGACUGGAGAUGAAGCCUGGCAGCAGAGCGCGGUUGAGGCCGUCGGGUCCUGGAGCCGCAGGCUCGUCCGACGGUUGGAAUCCUCUCGCGCGGCGCCCAACGGCACACCCACUCCUCUCACGCUCCCCUUCACGCACGCAAACACACUCGUUCUCCACCAUAAACCUCAGAAUAGCUCCUCCGUGGCCAAAACAAGCCUCCCUCUCCCCGUCGCCCCCUCGCAUCCACCAUCAACUUCAGCACAUUUAUGACUUUACUGCCUGGCUCUCCACUUCAUUUAGACAAGCCCUGCUCUGAGGCCGGGGCCGACGCGCGCUUCCUGACGCGCUGGAUUAUUCUGUAUCAUUUCACUUAAGGGUCCAGAUGCUACCUGUCUGUUGCCCUUCUCUGAGAGGGCAAUUAAGGCAGCCUGGUGCCGGCUAAUGCGCCCUGCUUCUGCAUGACUGGCCGCGUCUGCUUAUCGAGCUGAGUGGGCCUCGCCCCCUCGCGCCCGCCCGCAUCAGCACCUUCGAGGCCACCGCCCCCCGCUCUCGUCCCGUCGCUCGCCCGUCUCGUGUUGUUCCUGGCAGCGCGGAGGCAGCGGUCGCUCCGGGCCCGACGGCGGCGGUGCCGAUGUUGUAGCGCGAGGAGAUGCCGGUGCCGGUGAUGGACGGCGUGGCGCUGUCCGUCUACACGCUCACCUUCCUGCUGGGCCUCCCCGCCAACCUGCUCGUCUUCUUCGUGUACGUGCGCAAGGCGUGCAAGCACGGCGCCACGCCCAACGUGGUCUACGCGCUCCACCUGUGCCUGGCCAACCUGGCGCUGGUGGCCUGGCUGCCCAUCAAGGCCCUGGAGACGGCGCUGCAGGACUGGAUGCUGCCGCGGCUCGUGUGCCCCGUCUACAGCUUCUUCCUCUUCUCCUCGCUGUACGGCAGCUGCCUCUUCAUCACCGCCGUCACCGUGGGCCGCUACCUCAGCAUCGCCUUCCCCAUCAUCUACAAGCGCUACCGCCACGCGCGCCUGUCCUGCUGGAUCAGCGCCGCGCUGUGGGCGCUGGUGCUGAUCCACCUCAGCUUCGCGCUGGCGGCCGAGGACGGCGCCUACUUCAUCUCCACCAACAACAACGCGUCGGCGUGCUACGAGGAGUUCAACGCCACGCAGCUGGCGGUGCUGCUGCCGCUGCGCCUGGAGAUGGCCGUGGCCUUGUUCUUCGUGCCGCUGGUGGCGACCUCCUUCUGCACGCUGCGCUGCGUGGUGCUGGUGUGGCGCUCCAACCUCCCGCCCAUGGGGAAGCGGCGUGUCCUGGCGGUGGCGCUGUCCACGCUGGCCGUGUUCGUGGUGUGCUACGCGCCCUACAACGCCUCCCACGUGGUGGGCUUCGCGCUGGGCGCCAGCGUGGGGUGGCGGCCCUACGCCAUGCUCACCAGCUCCUGCAACGUCUUCCUGGAGCCCGUGGUCAUGCUGAUGCUGUCGCCGGCCGUGUCCAGAGGCGUCCUGGGGAGACUCUGCGGGCGCCAGAGUCAGUACAGCCGAGCGGAGGCGUAUCAGCGGCGACGCGACGGCGCCGCCCGCGUCACGGCGCCGCCCGCGCUUCCUGGAAAAGGCUAGGAGAGAGGGAGCGUCGCCACCAGGCUGUGACUGAGGGCGUCCUGAGGAGCGGCUCCUCUGUUCACACAGCGGCAGGUGUCACCAGCACCAGCAGUGCAGCGACAGCGCGUCAAGGACAGAGUUGACCCAGUUGCACGGCUCACUGGCCCAGUACAGUAAAUGGGGCAGAUCGUUAGUGUCAAUAGAAAACAAUAAAACAGAUCUUUUCCUGCUGGGAUGAGUGAAGAAGAUUUAUUGAUGAUUUGCUGCUUGGACUGAGCUGUGAAUCUGCCUCCAUUUGCUUCUGACUGCGUAAACGACUUCAAAAUGUUCUAAAGUGAUGGUUACGAAUAAAGCAGUGAUGAC